Messenger RNA from Glycine soja, 2112 nucleotides. Its product is annotated as FBD-associated F-box protein At5g60610-like. The transcript is spliced from 4 exons. Gene Ontology annotation, molecular function: protein binding. Lineage: Eukaryota; Viridiplantae; Streptophyta; Magnoliopsida; Fabales; Fabaceae. The record is from RefSeq and is a predicted model, not a curated record. The coding region runs from base 276 to 1931 and encodes 551 amino acids.
CUCAUUUGUUUUUUUUUUUUGAAGGAUCCAUUGUCAUUCUUAAUUAUAGCAUACACUUUUUUGUGUUGCUUGCAGCACGCCACUUUGUUUGCUUGUUAACGAGAGAAUGGAUCGUGUGGGUCGAUGAACCUCUAACCCUAACUUUCAGGUCUCUGUGAUUCACCUGUAGUAGUGGUUCUUCUGUAGCAACUGCGUACGAAUGAUUUAAAAUGGUCUCUGUGAGUUAUUUUUGUCUUCUGUUUUAGUUGCCUUCAGGCAAACUUUGGAGUUAAGAAAUGGAGAGGGACAUGAUAUCGACUUUGCCGAAAACAAUACUUCAUGACAUUCUGUCAAGGAUGCCAGAGGAAGAUGCUGUUAGGACAAGUGUUUUGUCCAAAUCUUGGGCGGAAACGUGGUCCACGUAUCCCAUCUUGUAUUUUUCUGAUACUAUGAUCGUGGGGACGUUUCCGCGGCCGUGGGAGGAUUUUUUGAGGAAAAGAAAGAACUUCAUUGAUCAUGUAAAGAGAACAUUGCUGAGGUUCCAUACCCAGGGCUUAGCAAUCAAACAAUUUAGGCUUAUUAUCAAUUUUGACCUUCAGUACAUGUCCCUGGAUGUAGAUCAUUGGUUGAAGUUGGCUAGUGAAAGUGGUGUUCAGGUACUGGAAAUUUGCCUGCCUAAAGGCCAUGAACAGGAUGAGAAAGCUCUGGACCCAUGCUACAUCUUGCCAACGGGUAUCAUUGAAGCCAAAUCACUUUAUAAGUUAGUGUUGAUGGGGGGAAUCAGAGUUGAUCAAGCAUUCCUGAGUCAUUCAGUCAAGUUUUUCUCAUUGCGAGUAUUGUCAUUGUGGAGUGUACUUUUGGAAGAUGAACAAGCGAUUGAGCAUCUCAUUUCUUGUUGUCCUUUGAUUGAAGAUGUAGCUUUGAAGUGUUGUUCUGUAUUGAACAAUGGUGGCAUAGGAGGUCUACUUGAGCCCAGGACCUCUAGGAUGCAAUCUAUAAGUAUGAAUGCUCUGCCAAAGCUCAAGAAAGUUGAUGUUCAAGGGAUACCGGAGAUUAUUAUCAUUGAUGCUCCAAGUCUAGAGUAUUUCUGUUUUUGUCCUGGUGGAGAUGUGCAUUCACCUUUUAAGAUGAAUUUUGACAAGUGCAGAAAUUUGAGAGUGUUAUACUUAUGGUCAUUGAAGAGCACUACUAUCACAGACAAGUGGUUUCUUGAUCUAUUUACUAAAUUUCCCUUCCUUGAGUGUUUGAAAUUUGUCAAUUGCACAAUGUCUGAGACGAUUAAUAUUUCAAGUGCUCAACUCAAGGUCUUAGAGUUAUCAAAUUGCUCCAAAUUGAAGGAGCUCAACCUGGAUGCUCCAAAUUUAUUGUCAUGUGGAUAUUGUGGUGAUGGUGCCUCAAAACCUAUAAUAUCUUUUCUGAAAAGCUCUAGUCAACUGGAAGUCAAUGCUCAGAUCGACAUUGAUUUUAUGGAUCUUCAUUACUUGAGGGAAUGCAUCCAAAACUUCAAACCUCAAAAUGUUUUGGCUUCACUAUCCCUAUUUAUCCACCAGCCAAUUGUCGAUGAGUUGAACUUAGAGAUCUUGCCAGUUUCAUCCUCUCCACCAAGCAUCAAACAUUUGGACCUGCGUGCUGUUCCAAAAAAUGAAACUUUGUAUCUGCCUCUUGUCAAUAGUGUACUUUCCAGUUGCUGCCCUGCAACUAUUUCGUUGAGCUUGAAUUCUUUUUUCUGCAGCAGAGCAUUCAUUGAGUUUUUCUACGAGACGCUAACAGGAAGAAAAGAGGAUGAGUGUUUUUGCAGUUCUGGUCAUAUUAAGUGCUGGUGGCAUGGCUUGAAGGAUGUGAAAGUCUCAAGCACUAGGAAGGCUGAUGAGAAUAUUGAUUUUAAGACCAUGUUAGAUGCCUUGCCGACUUUUUCCCAUCAUGACAAUAUUAUCUUUAGGUUAGAGUUGUAAUAUUAAUUGUUGUCAUCUACUAAUAGACUGCAUACAUACAAGUUUGAUGUUGCUACAGAAUAAGGAGAAUAUCCUUCUUGUUCUACCUUUUUAGGUAUUACAUACAAUCUGAAAAAAGGAACUUUAGCCGGUACUUUUUUGCUAAUUAAAAUACACUAAUAAAAUACACUUUAUUAAAUCA